Molecule: messenger RNA, 1914 nt
Organism: Rhinichthys klamathensis goyatoka
Lineage: Eukaryota; Metazoa; Chordata; Actinopteri; Cypriniformes; Leuciscidae
Gene: dact3a
Product: dishevelled-binding antagonist of beta-catenin 3a
Exons: 4
Coding region: 186-1511 (441 amino acids)
Biological process (GO): negative regulation of canonical Wnt signaling pathway
Cellular component (GO): cytoplasm
Source: RefSeq, a predicted model, not a curated record
AAAGUCUGGAAUCCUGCAGCUCGUGAGGAGGAGAGGAACCGUUAACUCUCUCAAGUCUCGAACUGACAGGAUUUCAUCAUGGAAACCACAUUUACUUCAUUACAAACGGCUGUCGGUGUAGAGUAACGUUAAGUGUGCGGUUUCCCUCCUCUUUAGAUGUGUUUGCGGUGAAGGAGUCGUUAAUAAUGUUCCGUUUGUUCUCCUCGGAGCGCGGGAGACAGAAGCAGCGGCUCGAGCUCAGUCUGGCGGGAAUCUGCGAGCUCGAGCUGCUCAAGCGCAGGCACGAGGCGUUGGUCAUCAGCGCGCUCGCGCUACACGCACCCGAACCGGAACCGAACCCGAGGUACCCGAACCAGAACCCGAACCCGAGGUGCCCGCCGCCGGAGGGCGUGUGGAGUUUGAUGAAGCUCCUGCAGCAUCAGGUCGGAGAGCUAAAGAUGGACGCCGGCGAGACUGAAGCGUCACACACUCGACCCGGCUCAGGGGUUUUCUCUGUAACGUGUGUGUGUGUGUGUGUGUGUGUGUGUGUGUCAGGCUCUGAACACACUGAGGGUCCUUGUCCUCUCGGCCCCGUCCGGCUCUCUGAGAGACACGAGUCUGUUGCCUCUCCUGCGCUGGAGGGCGUGAGUGAAGAUGAGCCGUGGGUCUGGCCCGAGGAAGAGCCCAGCGCCGAGGACUACAGGCAGGCUCAGCGUGUGGAGACGUACAUCAUCGGGCUAAUCCAGCGCCGCUCGCCUCAUGCUAGGCCCGGCAGACCUCCGCGCACUAGCAUGGGUCCCGAAGCCAGAGUGAUCCGGCAGAGUAGCAUUAGCCGGGCCGGGAUUCGCUCCACAUCUCUGGAUUUUCCCAGCAGCAGCGAAGCGGAAUCCCCACAGCGCGUCUACACACACACAUACUCCUCCGACGAGCUGGUGAACGCGCAGUACAUCCCAGCGCAGCCGUGCCGCGCUCUAGCGCACAAACCCGAGAGGAAGCCGAAGAAGUGCCGUUUCACGGAGGACAAGAUGGCGGCGAAGAAGCCCGGACGAAAAACCUGCCGCGCACAAUCCGAGAACAACCUUGAGCGCAAAUACAACACGGCGGAGAGGAACGUCACGGCUAAAACACGCCGCGGAUCCGCUCACCGGCGCUGGCGCUCCACGCUAGAACUGAGUCAGGACGAAGCCGAGCAGCCAAUCAGACGCUCCCGUAAGCCUCGUGUGUACCGAGUCGAGUCCGAGUCGAGUCUGAGCGAGGCCGAGUCGCGCGGGUCCAGCUCGCGGUCCAGCGACUCUGACGGGAGCAGCGGAUUGGUCUGGCCACAGCAGCUGGCUCCGCCCACUCAGCCUGGAAACAGCAGCGGAUUGGUCUGGCCACAGCAGCUGGCUCCGCCCCCUCUGCUGGCCCCGCCCACUCCGCCUGGAAACGCCCUGCAGCCCAAAGCCUUCGUGAAGAUCAAGGCGUCGCACGCGCUCAAGAAGAAGAUCCUGAGGUUCAGAACUGGGUCCCUUAAAGUCAUGACCACCGUAUGAGACACACACACACACACACACACACGUUUACUUGGCUAUCUAAAUGGGGACUCUCCAUAGACGUAAUGGUUUUUAUACCGUCCAAACUGUAUAUUCUGUCCCCUUACACUAACCCUACCCAUAUUUUUGUCAUUUUUAUUCGUUUCUUGAAUCCAUACAUUUACUGGAGAAGCGACAUGUUACAAACUUGUUCUUCAGGAUAAACCCUUUGAGAAGCAUCAUGUCGCUUUCAAGGAGGUCCUAAUACACAGAAAAUAGACAAACACAAGACAAAACAAUAACAACAAUAAUCACCUCAUUCAAAACAACAAACACACCACUACGGUGCGCGAUAUAGCUAAAGAAUUAUCACGAUAUAAUGUUUCACAUCGUUCGGUACCGAUAAUUAUUGACAUUUUUUUUU